Salpingoeca rosetta is the source of this 718-nucleotide messenger RNA. Its product is annotated as ribosomal protein L37. The record is from RefSeq and is a predicted model, not a curated record. The transcript is spliced from 3 exons. NCBI's taxonomy places the organism in Eukaryota, Choanoflagellata, Craspedida, Salpingoecidae. Gene Ontology annotation, molecular function: structural constituent of ribosome; RNA binding. Bases 41 to 322 code for a protein of 93 amino acids. Gene Ontology annotation, biological process: translation. Gene Ontology annotation, cellular component: ribosome; cytosolic large ribosomal subunit.
UCUUUCGUCUCUCGCGUGCCAAGACGACAACACCGCCAAGAUGACCAAGGGUACAACCAGCUUCGGACCCCGCAAGAACAAGUCGCACACCCUGUGCAUCCGGUGCGGCCGCCGUUCUUACCACAUCCAGAAGAAGAAGUGCGCCGCAUGCGCCUUCCCCAUGAAGCGCAAGCGCAGCCCUGGCUCAUACAAGGCCAUCCGCCGCAAGACCACCGGCACUGGCCGCAUGAAGCACCUCCGCCGCGUGCAGCAGAAGUUCAAGAACAACUUCCGCGAGCGCCCCCUCCGCCUGAAGAAGCCCCCUUCGGAGUCCACCGCAUAAGCUUGCUGACUGACUCUGUGGUGUGAAUGUGAUUGGUUCUGUCAAUACCCUUCACCGUGUGCUUCGCUUCUCUUCCAUUCUACUCCCUUGGCGCAUUGUGGUUGUGGGCGUCUUGGGGUCCCCUGUUGUGUUUGCGUGUGCGUCGUGCCCACUUGCUGUUGAGUGUGGUCUGUUCUGUUUGUCCGCCUUGACAUCCUUUGAUGAGUACACGCGCAUGCAUGCGACGCUCUCAAGCAAGCAAGUUGACCAUGAUGUCAGACAUGGGGGCCACGGUCGUGCACUUGAAGUCAAGUCAACAAAGCAAGAGGAGGAACGAGUGCGGUGUGUGUGUGUGUGUGUGACGUGAACACGUGCGUGUAGAUGAGGUGUUACAAUGGUACAGGGACGAAUCGAAUC